This is a messenger RNA of Porites evermanni, 4004 nucleotides long. The record is from the annotation of a GenBank genome assembly. Lineage: Eukaryota; Metazoa; Cnidaria; Anthozoa; Scleractinia; Poritidae.
AUGGAGAACCCACUACAAAUCUUACAGGACAUCAGCUUCUCGACCUGGGUGGCUGUUGUACUUGGAAUAUUGGCGUUUCUGUACUGGCAAGGCGUGCGUUCUUACUACUCGAUUCUAGGUAGUUCUCCUCUACCGGGUCCCAGACCAUGGCCUUGGGUGGGUAACCUUCCUGAUUUUUUAAGAUAUGGCGGUAUGCACAAGAUGCUGCUAAAUUAUUUCUACAAGUACGGCCGCGUCCACACGAUAUGCAUCGGUAGGCAACCCGCCAUUGUGGUCACCGAUCCCGAGAUGAUAAAGCAAAUCACGGUAAAAGAGUUCUGGAAAUUCCCAAAUCGUCCUCCUUUCGUUCGACCGUCACCGCCCCUCGAUUCUGCCCUGUUCAUCGCCCGCGACGAUAAGUGGAGACGCGUCAGGAACACGCUCACUCCAACGUUCACCGCAUCCAAAUUAAAGCAGAUUGUUCCGAUCAUCGAAGAAGCUUCCAAUACUCUAGUAACGAAAAUGCAAAAGUUCUCUGAAACAGGUAAGGAAUAAUAAAACUAUCAGCGUGGCUGCGCAACGUUGGCAAGCAUGACAAAAUAAACACGCCGGCUGUAAGCUCUGGCUCUACACAACGCUAAUAUAUAUAUUGAUCGAAGGUUGUUCCAUCAUCCACCAUACAGUCGAGCCCCGUGAUGCGGACAUUAAGGGGACGGGGACCACAUGCACUAGCUGUCCUCGUUAAGUGGGUGUCGUGUCCGUAUUCAGGGGGUCACGUAAAUUGAGACUAAAGGUCACCAAAAUACACUUUCUACUCUAACAAAAUGUGGUAUGAUGAUCCUUGAUCCUUGCAGAAUUAGUCACGCAUGAAGCUAGCCGAAUCCCAAAUAUCAUGAUUCUCUGUUGUGGGACAGAACAAAUGAUCAAUGCAUUGUAAAGCUUCGUCCUCCGUCCUCACAAGUUUGGUGAUCGUCUGAAAAGGAUUCCUAACUCUAUAAGUGUCCUGAACUUUAGAAAGCCUCCGUACUACGCAUCGGUAUUAGUAUGCGUUGGGACGUAUCGUUGGCAUGAAAAAGCACGUCGAUGCCAGGCUAUUUCCUUACCCCAUCCCAUGGGGAAACACUCAAGGGAAGAUGUGGCGCGGGGGCUUAAACCCUGACCCUGUUUAAGACAAAAAUCGUCCUUUUACCUCAGACCUCAUGCCCCUGGUUCAUUUGACUUCACCGCACAGAAGUAAGUAAUUAUUUAAACUACCAUCAUGGAAUAAGAAUUGUUUUAGGGACAAAAACUUUGUUCGCCCCACCGUAUGUAGGCCGUUCAUCCGGGGGGGGGGGGUAAUCCCUUUUUUGGCCUAUACGGGGAUGUGUCGCUGGAUGGGGUCACCUCGUUUCCAGGUUCUCUCUCGCUCAGUAGGGACAGGGUAUGGUUUUUGACAUCUCUUUCCCGAGAAACGGCGUAUAUAAUUUCGAGUGAGUCUGUCCUAAACAGGAUAAUUAAUUUCCUGUGAGUCUGUUAAACUUAAAGGGUAUAUCAAUCGUGUAGGCUACACGAUUGAUUUUAUUUCCUUGAUUGAAUUUUGUAUACACAAAAAGAAAUGCCUGAUAACGUGAUAAUUUACUCUGUUGCAAUUUUUAAUAAAACAGGGUAUUUCCAAAUAGACAGGGUAAUGAACUUGAGGGUGUUGUUCUAAGCAGGGUAUAUAUCAUAUAGACUUUUGUUCUUGGGCCAUCGUAGUUUGAUCAAAAAUAAAACACAAACAGCGGUAAUAAACAUCGUGAGUUUUCGCAUUUUUAUAAAGUUGACGUUUCGUAUGCUAUUCAACAUACAUUUUCAAAAGUGAUCUUAAGUGACCGUUAAUGAAAACGACUAUAUAUUCAAGGGUAUGUAUUUUAGGACUGUUUUUGUCCUAAACAGGGUCAGGGUUUCAAACCCUCAGCGCUCACCUAUACCUGAAUUUUGGUCGAGCCCCCCCCCUCCCCGGGGGGGGACGUCUAUUCCCAACCUUCACACUCAUUUAAAGGCUUCGGGUCCAAAAAUGCACCCAGAGCUCAUUUUCCUCAAGUUAGAGAUAAGCCUCUUCAAUUAAGUUAGUAGUUUCAAACGAUCAGCGCUUCGAAUUACUUAGGAUUCGAGUUAGCGGGAGUUAUAGGUACUACAAAUAUUAUGCUGCUUAUUUAGGUGAAAGCGUGGAAGUUGUUCAGUUGUUCAGCUUGUUUGCGUUGGACGUCAUCAUGAAAGCAGCCUUCGGAGUAGAGAGCAACAUUCAAGUAAAGCCAGAUCCAGUUUUCGUGGAGAAAGCCAGGUCUGUCUUCCAAACACCGCUCUGGGUUCGAUUCUUUUCCAUGUUUCCAUUUUGGGAGUACUUCAGCCGAUUCGUCAGCCCUCUGCAGAACGUUGAUUAUUUUUCAGCAGUACAGAAAGAGGUCCUUGACAGAAGACGACAGCAGGGUUUCAGUGGAAAUAGGGACCUGGUGCAGCUUAUGCUGGAGGCACACGAGGAGAACAUCGAUGGAGUUAGUAGACUCAGUGAUGACGAGGUUACGGCCCAGUCAGUGGCGUUUCUUGUGGCUGGCUACGAAACUACAGGUAAUAUGAUACACUGAAUAGUAAAGAUUUCCUGAGUACCGAAAAAGGAAGUCUCGUGCCCCUAUAACACAGCACAAAUUUAGCCAAACUAUACCGAAGUUAAUGGCAUUAUUAUUGUUCACGUUCGCUAAUGAGAAGAUCAUUUUUAAUAUUGUUUCAUGGAAGCUCCGCGCGCGAAACGCGCGCGAAAGGAGCACCCUGGGUAAACUUGCUUUUUCUAAGUCACGUGACCUUGAGGCGUGUGUCCACCCACUAAUCCAAUGUUAAAUGUCGCAUCUACAAAACCAAGCGGCCAUUCAGUCGAAAUGAAAAUAUAUGGGAUGCCAUCGUUCUUUGAUGGUUUGAUGUACGCCAUCUGUAUCAAAGUCAUUGACAGCUGUCAAAUGGGGCAUCUGCUGAUCGACCUUCUCAUAUGAUCGUAUCGCGGGUUUAGGGGUGUUUAUGAAUAUUUCAUUGGAUCGUGGGUCCAAGUUUUAAUUUUCAUGUAAAAUGUAUUUGUUUCGAUUUCAAUGGUUAAAAUUACUUCAAGACGAGGGUCUCUGAUUAUUACCAAUGGAAUCUCAAAUACCAGCUCCUGACUCCCGUCUAAUCUAUGAGCAGCGAGGGAUCGCGGAACUGAUGAAAACAGUCAUGGCAUCCUUAUAGCUGCAUACGGCAAGGUUCAGCAACAUCGAGUGCAUCCUAAGUUGUUAUUCUACUAGAUAGUAAAAGGAGAUUUUGAUUUUUGAGCUCGAUCUGUUAGCAGGAAAAAAUGCCCCACUCGCAGUUCGUCACAAACCCGGUGAAAACAUUAUUAUUCACCGAGCCUAAAAUUUAUAUUUAGUUAUAUCAUCCUUAUUUAUGCAUCUUAGCUAAUAGUAACGUUCUUUCUUAAAGGUAACACCUUAACCAGCAUUGCAUAUUAUCUGGCCACGCACCCGGAUAUUCAAGAUCGCCUCAUUCGGGAAAUCGAUGAAGUACUGGCAUCAAGUGGUGACAAGCCCCUUUAUGACAUCGUCCAAGGAGCAGUGUACGUGGAUCAAGUCAUAUCUGAGGCCCUUCGUCUCAGUGGCCCUGCAUUCCUACUUUUAAGGGAGUGCGCAGAAGAGACAGUCAUCAAGGGAGUGAGAUUUCCCAAGGGUGUUGGUGUCAAUAUCCCCACGUACGUUCUUCACCAUGACCCGGAAGUUUGGGACAAGCCCCAGAAGUUUAACCCCGACAAUUUCUCCCCCGAGGCAAAGCAGAAGCGAGACCCAUACUCCUAUCUUCCGUUUGGAACAGGUCCCCGUCAGUGUAUAGGAAUGCGUCUUGCCCUACUGGAGAUUAAGCAAGGGUUAUUCAAGAUCAUGCAACGAUUCAAGUUCGAACGAGCCCCGGAAACAGUGCCUGUCUUAGAGCACAGAGCUGUGUUAAUUAUGGCUCCCAAGGGGAAAAUAUAUGUGAAGAUCAAGUCUCGCUAA